This is a messenger RNA of Ctenocephalides felis (cat flea), 3645 nucleotides long. RefSeq names its product tectonin beta-propeller repeat-containing protein-like. The transcript is spliced from 19 exons. Lineage: Eukaryota; Metazoa; Arthropoda; Insecta; Siphonaptera; Pulicidae. The coding region runs from base 1 to 3645 and encodes 1214 amino acids. Gene Ontology annotation, cellular component: membrane. The record is from RefSeq and is a predicted model, not a curated record.
AUGCCUUCCUCGUUGCUAUUUGCUCUGAACACCGAAGGACGGAUUUAUGCACUUUCCACUUCUGGUUCAGUCUGGCGUGAGUUUUUAUAUCUUGGAUUGGAAUUUAAAAGACUCUCUGCUGUACCCCAUUUUUUGUGGGCUGUUGGGGUUGAUAGACAGGUUUAUGUUCAUGUCCACGGACUAGAUGUACCUAUAAGAGUAAAGGAAGAGACUUAUGAAAAUGAGCGAUGGUUGCCCCUGGAAGGCUUCAGCAGUCGUCUGCUCCCAACAGAUAGGUACCAUUUCAGUUCUGUUGAUGGACUUGUUGAUCGUUCCAUUGACCAAAUCCGUUUACCUUCGAUGGCAUGGCAAUGGGAAGGAGAUUGGUAUAUUGAUACAACAUUAGAUGGUCAACCUCUUGAACAUGAUGGUUGGACUUAUGCAGUAGAUUUUCCAGCACAGUUUGGACCAAGAAAACAAUGGUCAUCGUGUGUUCGAAGAAGAAAGUGGUGCAGGAGAAGGAGAUACAGUGCUAUGGGUGCUUGGUGUGCUGUGGCACCUUUGCAUAGAGAUCCGACACAGGAGCCCUUUAUAGAUGUGUGCAUUGGUGGCACAGAAUUAGAAGGUGCUGCACCAGGAACUUUGCUUGUUUGGGCUGUCACUGCACAAGGAAGGGUAAUGUUCAGAAGUGGUGUGUCUGCUACCUCACCAGAAGGAAGACGAUGGACUUGUGUAGCUACACCAGCAGGUUCUGAGGCUACCAGAGUCAGCGUUGGCAGUACUGGACUGGUAUGGGCCGCUUUGUGGUCUGGAAGAGCUUUGGCCAGGGGCGGAGUUACAAGGGAUGCUCCCAUGGGUGAAACCUGGUUAGAAGUCAAACCUCCUGGUGAAGGUUUGAAAAUCACACAAGUAGCUGUCGGUUCAAAUUCUGUUUGGUGUUUGACCUCUGAUAAAAGAGUUUGGUUCCGAAAAGGCAUUUCUCCUGGUGGCGGCGAGGAAGGUGCUGUCGGUGCAGGAUGGGUAGAGAUGGUUGGAUCGAUGUCACAAAUAUCAGUUGCUAGUAACGAUCAGGUUUGGGGUAUCGGAAGCGAAGACAGAUGUCUGUAUUUUCGAUCUGGUGUAAGUGCUACAGAUGCAACUGGUAAAAAAUGGAGAUGUGUCCAGGCCAAACUUCCAAUGAGCAGAACACAGAGCAUGGCAUCUUUGGCAAGCAAUAAUAGCAGACGUAGUGUCUCAGGAAGUCCUCGAGAUAAGAAACACCACAGCUUAAUGCAAUUGAAUAGGACCAACACCCUAGGUAGUACUCCUGAGCAACAUGCUGCAUUCUCAUUGCAAUUAAAUGAUCUCGAAGAGACUUCUCAUUCAGCACCUACUGAACAUUUAUUAUUACAUGAAAAUGUUGAAAAUCAAGAUAAACAAAAGUGUCAGACGAAUCAACAAACUAAUAAUAUCAGGAAAAAUACAGCUAGGCCAAGUUCAAUGGUUGAAGAAUUUUCUGUGACUGCAAAACAUUUUGAAACACAAUUGAAGAAUCCACGAGCUUGGAGCCCUGUCAGAAGUGUUGGUUCAAUGGUUGGGACUGAAGCAAGUGCAGAUGCCGACGUCAGUGUGUUCGAUGCAGACUCUUGUGACACAAACAGUUAUGCAGGAGGAGUUCCAGGUGAUGAGGACGACUGGGCUUCUAUGUGUUGGGGCGAGGGCGGUGUCCAGGAGACUCCUGCAUGCUGGGAUGGAGUAGCUGCUGGGGCCUGUAUGGUUGAUCCUGCUCAUCUACCAAACUGGUUUAUGGAGUCGUCGUCCUCUCUUCCCCAAGUCGAGUUAACCCAACAGUGGCGUCUGGAUAUCUUGAACUCCUUAAAACAACUCAAUGCAACAGUUGAUUCCACUGAUCCCAAAUGGGAACAUUACGAAAAUGCUGCUGAAGGAGGCUCCUGGACCAAAACUGGUGAAGCCAGAUGCUGCCUAAAAGAUGACAACAUGUUUGCCGACUGUUUGCUUGAGUUGGAAUGGUUUGGAGACAGCACUUUGGACAGUGGCAGUCUGACUAUACUGAAUGCUGAUGGAGCCACAACUAUGAUUCAAAUCAGUCUAUCGGAUGUCUGUUGUGUUUGGUGCUGCAGUGAAGCUGGAUCUCCGCGUAUUGCUUUACAAGCUCCAAGAUCUUUGGGACAUGGAGCUCCUUCAAAUAAACAUUCACCACCUCCUGUAGUCUUGCAGUUUUCGGGAGAUGCUGAUAUGGAAGACUGGCUUGCAUAUCUUACAUCAGUUUGUUGUCAAAUGAACGAAGCCAGUGGCGGUUCUGGUCCUCGAUCCUUGUGGCUGACGACCAGAUUGGGCGAUGUCUUCAACUUCGACCCGGAACCCUUGGCCAAACAACAGAAGUCUCUGGCGGAGUCUCUUCGAGAACAAAAACUUGUACCAAAAUCUGUGGAAUCGGUGAAGAAGGAUUUAGUCAAUAUGAAUAUUAAUGUUAACGAAGCAUUGCUGAAGAGCGAACAGGAAGACGGAAUGAUCAAAGCGAGUGAGGAAAAUAAAGACAUUUUGUUAUCUCUAAAAACGCGUUUGUGGGAUGUCCAUAAAUAUCCUUUGAAGAUUUGUAUUUUUAUCAAUCCUGGCACGGCUGCUCCUGAUGUUUAUGUUAAUGGAACUAUUAAGAAAUUUAAAUUGCAAGAUGGUGAAAUUAUAAAUGCAUUGGCUAAAGCCUCGAAUUUUGAUCCUGUUUAUGUUUUUCCAAAGGAUGGGGUUCCUUAUGGACACAAGAAGCCUAAUGGGAGCAUAACUGGUUCUUUGAAAGAUAUAGACAAUGGUGAUGCUGACAUUGCAGCAAAUUUACGCCCCGUAAAAGACUACGGACAAAAAAACUCCGAAUUUUAUUUCCCCAGACACAAUGGACUUGGCUUUCAUUGUUCCAAAAAUGGAAGAAGCAUCCACUGUCUCGUUUUUGGAAAUUUACAGCUGACAGGACGCAACUUCGACUUGGUUGGUGUAUCCUUAUGGACAUUUGGAAACUACAUUCUGGUGUCACAACCUGGUAAAGAUUUGUUGCACGAACGUUGUUUAUAUUCUGGUUUAAUACUGUUCUCUAUGGUGAACACUUUCACGUACCAAGCUACCAUGGUUGAACACUUGACGACUAGUGUUGUAUCUUUGGACAUUUAUUCCAUGGAAGACUUGGCCAACACAAAUUUAAAAGUAGUUACUGUCACGGGUUUUAAGGAACUGUUAAAAGACAUAGCUUAUGCUGAAGACUCUCCUAAAUACUUCAUGGAUUUAUACAGCCGUCAAGAACUCAUCGACGACCAAUCUGAACUACUGAGGCGAGUCGCCGAAGUCAGGGACUCUGCCAUGUUGUACAGUUUGAUGGGUUGCAAAGUUAAUGAACUCAAUGCCAGAGAUCCUAAAACUGGUAAAAAGUUGUUGCAUGUUUUAACAGAUGCUCCUAGGAAUAGGUACAGUGCUCAUAUGAUACCAUCCCACUCGCCUUACAGAGGCAGAUUCAAUUUUGUUCUGAUGAAAAUCAGAGAGAGUGGUCUGAUGCCAAAAUGGAGAGACGAUGUUUAUUAUGAUAUAAAUAGGCAAAAGGAAGUUCGAUAUAGACAUACAAGUUCUACUGAUGGCAAUCAUAAAGUUUGUCAAAUAUCACAAUUAGGUACUUAUGCUAAAUAA